Molecule: messenger RNA, 357 nt
Organism: Colletotrichum lupini
Lineage: Eukaryota; Fungi; Ascomycota; Sordariomycetes; Glomerellales; Glomerellaceae
Exons: 4
Coding region: 1-357 (118 amino acids)
Source: RefSeq, a predicted model, not a curated record
AUGAUUUUGCCGCGAAAACUUCAUCAAAUUCAAAAACUGAGAAACGAAAUGGGAUAUUUGAGUUUUCGGGGCCGAAAAUCAACAAGUACUUCUAUUGUCUUUUCAGUUCAAUUGAUAAAAACCCAAGACGCCUCAGAAACAGCACUUUGCAACUUCGAGAUAGCCAUGCAAGAAUUACCCGGAUAUUACAGCAUGGAUCUCUUACAAUUUCGGUUUGCUCUGCCGAGAGAAGGAAGCAGGAGUGAAGCUUGCACGACAUCAAGUAACAAGCACCCCUUAACAAGAUCCAUUGGAAACUUGAUCAACCACGAUACAGCAAACUUGGCUUCAGUAGAGGGCUCUUGCACUCUCAAAUAA